This is a messenger RNA of Penicillium atrosanguineum, 726 nucleotides long. RefSeq names its product golgi SNAP receptor complex member 2 family protein. The record is from RefSeq and is a predicted model, not a curated record. Bases 1 to 726 code for a protein of 241 amino acids. Gene Ontology annotation, molecular function: SNAP receptor activity; SNARE binding. Gene Ontology annotation, cellular component: late endosome membrane; Golgi apparatus; endoplasmic reticulum membrane. Lineage: Eukaryota; Fungi; Ascomycota; Eurotiomycetes; Eurotiales; Aspergillaceae. Gene Ontology annotation, biological process: vesicle fusion; endoplasmic reticulum to Golgi vesicle-mediated transport. The transcript is spliced from 4 exons.
AUGAACUCUCUCUUCAACUCGGCUCUGAAGCAGUCGUCUGCCAUUCGCCGUGAUCUAGACACCUUCUCUCAGUCACCUCAAACCUCUUCUGCCGCUUUGCAAGGCCAGAUCGCCGCAUCUUUGGCGUCCUUGUCUCGCACCGUCGAUGAUUACUCGGCUCUUUCCAAGAAGGAGCUCAUUCCCGAGAAACAGCAAAAGGCCUUUGACCGAGUGAAGAACUUCCGUGACGAACUGGGCGACUACCGUACACAAUUCGACCGACUGCGGAAAGAACGCGAGGAUGCACAAUCGGUCACCAAUCGCAAUGAGCUUCUAGGACGCCGUCCCCAUCACGCCGCUACACCCGAGAAUCCUUAUGCGCAGUCCUCUCUUCCACAGCCCACGUCCGCCUUUGCGCCUUCUUCCGGCCUUAGUUUUGGCGGCAGCCCCGCGGAUCAACGCAGAGAAAGCCAUGCUCUGCGCGAGCAAUCGUUCUUUUCCAACACCAACACUCAGCUGGAUGACUUUCUAGAUCGGGGCCGCGCAGUCCUGUCAGACCUCGGCCAGCAGCGGGAAGUACUGAAGGGGACCCAACGAAGGCUGUACAGCGUCGCCAACACCCUAGGCGUGAGCGGAGACACCAUCCGUAUGGUGGAGCGACGGGCACGCCAGGACAAGUGGAUAUUCUGGGGUGGUGUUAUUGCUUUCUUCCUAUUUUGUUGGGCUGUAUUGCACUUCCUGCGAUGA